Messenger RNA from Botrytis sinoallii, 1644 nucleotides. RefSeq lists its product as uncharacterized. The coding region runs from base 1 to 1644 and encodes 547 amino acids. Lineage: Eukaryota; Fungi; Ascomycota; Leotiomycetes; Helotiales; Sclerotiniaceae. The transcript has a single exon. The record is from RefSeq and is a predicted model, not a curated record.
AUGCCAGCUUUACCAGACCUUGGUCUCCGGUUCAACCAAAUGCCGACACUGAAGUCUCUUGUAUUGGCUCAUCUUCACCUUGAAGCAUCUGUUCAUGGCCAUUUGUAUUUAUUGCAGAAGUUUCAGGCAGCUGAUCUCUUGCCUUUAUGGGUUGCUUAUGAAUACGAAGGAUUUUAUUUCAACUCAUUGGAACGAGUAAUAACGCUUCCGUACGAUGAAAUAACCGACUACCUAAUUACCAGAGACUAUCCAGUGUCAAAUAGAGCUAAGCUCAAUGCUCUAAAAACCCAAAACAUAAAAGCUAUUGUCAAGUCCGGGGACUUUACGGCACUGGAGCGUCUUGUGAAAUUUUUAAGAAAACACAACGACAAUCUUGAUGUACUUAAUAGCGAACCCUCAUGGUUUAGAACACAAGAUGAGAUACAUAGGCACGAAAUCUGGAGAUACAAACUCGAUGCGAUCAAAACCGCAGCGUCUCUCGGUCUCUGUAACUCCCUUCAUAUAUUGCUCAGUUGGGAGCCGCUAAACUCCGACACUGAUUUCUUUGCUGAAAGGCACGGGGCUUUUCUGACGGCCAUAGCUUGUUCACGCCUGGAAAUCAUAAAGUAUUUGCUUUUGGUUGAUCACUACAAAGACCAGCGAUACUGGCUCCAGUCAGCACCACCUAAAAUGUACGGUUUGACGCAAGACUUCCAGCAUAUGUGUCUCGUGGAGUACGCUGUUGAAAAUAGAGAGAUCUCCGAAAGAUUCAAAGCCUUUGUGCUAAACGCAGUUAGUUCUGCUGAGGAUUCUGGUCCAGCCUCACGCAUGAGUAGCUCGGAAAAAUCCGAUGGGUCUUUGAUACAUGCAAUCGCCGAAGGCAAAACCGAGGCGGUCAUUCGCCUCGGCGGCCGCAAGCAUUUUGACAGCAGAUACUGGGCUCGAAACCUGCCAAAAUUACCUCUUGUAAUUGAUGACUAUCUUUGGCCAGAUCUCCAGAGCGAUCCAAGGCACAAGCAAGCCGCUCCAUUGGUAUGGGCUGUUAUCUAUAAUCGCCCCCAAGUGGUCGAAGCCCUCUUAUUGCAAGGAAUCCCACGCAAGGGUCUCAACACGAUUGAAGUUGCUGCAACAUGUGCUGUCUUAAUAGAUUCUGUAGAGAUAUAUUCGCUACUAGAGGAAGUUCUAAUUUCUGAUUACGACCCGACGAUGGUUGCAUGGGGAUGUAAAUCGAAUUUCUUUGCCGAAGGCGAUCUAAUCGAUCGAGCUUUAGCACGGGGCAAGUAUCAUCAGUCGAAUUCUAAUUCCAAAGUUGCGCGCUAUAUAGAUUCCUGGGUUCUUUGGCAUUGGGGAGGCAAGACUCCAGACUCCACAGAAAUAUUACGGGAACAUCUCAAGAGAGCAACACCUGCAGAGAGAAACGAAGUUCCAAUCGAAAACUGUUUUGAAUUGCCAGCAUCCAAUGAAGUCACGAGCAUGCUUCCAAGCUAUGGAAUGCAUUACCUUCCAGAAUCCGGCUCCUUUCGCUUUAGGAAUAUCUGCUUUUAUAUGGAGGGCCUGUACGCAUCUGCACGUUAUCCAGCACAGCAACUCAGUUUCCAAGACAAAUCAGACUACACCCACACGUCCGAUGGCGUUUCCAUCAUGUCUGAAUGUUCAGGCAAUUAG